Anopheles maculipalpis is the source of this 714-nucleotide messenger RNA. RefSeq names its product parkin coregulated gene protein homolog. Lineage: Eukaryota; Metazoa; Arthropoda; Insecta; Diptera; Culicidae. Gene Ontology annotation, molecular function: Hsp70 protein binding; Hsp90 protein binding. The record is from RefSeq and is a predicted model, not a curated record. The transcript is spliced from 4 exons. Bases 1 to 714 code for a protein of 237 amino acids.
AUGUCGUACUGCUGCAAGCUGCGCACCUGUCCCGAAAUUCUUCGUCACGUUCCGGCAUUCACCGUACAGGCACGUCAAUGCUGUGUGGCCGUCUGGCCACCCUGCUCCAUCCCACUGUUCUGCGUUCGGCGGGCGCGAAUAUCUCGCUUUCGUCGAUUUUUCCUGCGCGGCGAUGUACCGAUAUCGCGCGAGUACGGCACACGGUGUGUGAAGCACUUCAUCAAGUGGCACAUACCUCCGGAACAGCUUAACUAUCAGCGCUAUUUGCCACUGUUCUUCGAUGGGUUGUGCGAGUCGACGUUUCCGUACCGAGAAUUUGCGCGCCACGGUGUGAGCGAUUUGCUGGCGGCCGGGACCGAACGGCAGAUAUUCCAAACCAUCCCGAUGCUGAUACUGCCGAUGCGCGAGGCGUUGAAUACGAAAAAUCCGGACAUUAUAAUUGCAACAUUAAGCGCGUUACAACAGCUGCUACGAGUCGGACCAUCGAUCGGAAUAGCCCUUGUCCCUUACUAUCGGCAGCUGCUUCCCAUGCUGAACCUGUACAAGCAGAGGCGUGUUAACAUAGGCGAUCGUAUUGACUUUCGCGGCGGCCGACGGAUCGGUGAUGAGGUAAACGCUACGCUCGAACUGUUAGAACAAUGCGGAGGACCCGAUGCAUACCUGAACAUUAAGUACAUGGUGCCCACAUACGAAAGCUGCGUCUACAAUCGAUGA